Messenger RNA from Lepidothrix coronata (blue-crowned manakin), 1560 nucleotides. RefSeq names its product transmembrane protein 25 (gene TMEM25). The transcript is spliced from 5 exons. NCBI's taxonomy places the organism in Eukaryota, Metazoa, Chordata, Aves, Passeriformes, Pipridae. The record is from RefSeq and is a predicted model, not a curated record. The coding region runs from base 121 to 1044 and encodes 307 amino acids. Gene Ontology annotation, biological process: negative regulation of excitatory postsynaptic potential.
CAGCCGGGCCACAACCUCCGGCCCUGUUGUGUGCUGGAACACUGCGGGCCCCGCGCGGGGACGGCCGCAUAUCCCUGCUCCAGCUGCCUCUCUCCUAGCGCUGAGCACGGCUGAUAUGCCAUGGGGUGUCCAAAGGGCUGGCCGGGGUCUGCCCUUGUCCCCCUCCUGCUGCUCGGCCUCCCGGCGCUCUCCUCAGCAGGGCUGGGGGAACUGGGCCCCACCAUCGACGGGCAGCCUUGGACAGUGUGCACGCUGCAGGAGGGGGAGAGCCGUGCCUUCACCUGCCGGGUCCCCCAGCCAGUGCCCGGUGCCACACUGGCCUGGUACCUCAACGGCCAGAGGCAGGAAGCCAACCUCUCAGCUGCAGGCACUGCCAGCACCCUCACCCUCACUGCCCGGCGCUCUGACCACCAACUCAACUGCUCCCUGACCGACCCAGCCUCAGGGGAGACCUACAAUGCCUCUGUCCUCCUCAACGUGCAGUAUAAGCCAGAGAUCCUGAGGGCAGGUGCCCACUACCAGGAGGUCGAGGGUUCUGGCCUCCUCCUGGUGCUCUUUGUGCUGGUGCAAGCCAACCCACCUGCCAGCAUCACCUGGGUGGACCAGGAUGGGCACGUGAUGGCCAAUGCCUCCGAGUUCCUCCUCCUGGGUGCCACGCACUACCCAGGGCUGGCCAACCACUCGCUCCACAUCCAUCUCAGCAGCGUGGCUGGGAACUUCUCCGUCAGUGCUGCCAACAGCGUGGGCAUCACCACCGCCUCACUCCUACCCACAGUGGCUCCGAGCACCCACAGCCCCAGAGCACACGCCUGCCCCGCCAAACCCGGUCCCUGCCGCCCGACCUGCACCUCAGUGACCUCGCACAGGAGGAUGGAGCUUCCCCCAAGGAUGUGGGAGCUGGUGCCAGGGGAGAAGAUAGUGCCCUGCCAGGGCUGGAGAAUCACCUUGUCCUCAACAAGAUUGGUGAGGAGGUGCAGGUGGGCGCGUGGCCCCGCUCAGUAUCAGUGGGAUACUGAGCUCCGUGGUUGCCCCAAAAGGCAAUGAGCUGUUUGUCCUACAGGUUUUGUUCAGCUCCCAAUGUCUGGGCGCAUCUACAAAGUGCCCAGCGUAAGCAGUGACGAGAUCUGGCUGUGAGUCAUGGUGCCCAUGAGCCAGGUGCCCACCCCAGGUACGUACCAGCCUCUGGAGCAGGGCAGCCAAGGGUGCCAGGGAGGCUGUUCUGGGAGGUGGGCGCUGAGCAGCUCUGGCUCUGUGCUACACUGUGUGCUGCAGGGCUCAGGAGCUGCACUGUCAGCCAAGGCAUGUUUUUAUGUAGCCCAUUCACUUUCCCAAUAGACUGUUAUAAUCAAAACGCAUCAAAGCUCUUUAUAGCUAGGCUUUAGUGCUGUGAUUCCUCCCAGGGUAAGGCCAAGCACCAGCCUUGCUUUAGCAGGUUUGUGACUCGCUUGCUGCAUGAUCCUCUCUGCCCCUGCCCCUGCUGCUGUGGCAGAUGGGUGGGCAGGCAGUAGGGCAGGGGCUGGGGAGAGUCGUUCCAACAGCAAUAAACUAAACUCGAGCGUC